This is a messenger RNA of Oryzias latipes (Japanese medaka), 4585 nucleotides long. RefSeq names its product protein kinase, cAMP-dependent, catalytic, alpha, genome duplicate a (gene prkacaa). Gene Ontology annotation, biological process: protein phosphorylation. Lineage: Eukaryota; Metazoa; Chordata; Actinopteri; Beloniformes; Adrianichthyidae. The record is from RefSeq and is a predicted model, not a curated record. Gene Ontology annotation, cellular component: cAMP-dependent protein kinase complex; cytosol; nucleus. Gene Ontology annotation, molecular function: cAMP-dependent protein kinase activity; ATP binding; protein kinase A regulatory subunit binding.
AUCAAGGGGAUGGAUGACUGGAGUUUCCCUUGCGGACUGAAGAUUAAUGGAAGGGGUCUGUUGAUUAGGAUACUCGCCUAUUUGCCUGUCGUCCAAGGAAACAGUUGCAUUUGACGACUGGCUUUGAAACGAAUGGAGGUCUCUUGUUUUCGGUAACCGGCGGAGGGAAAACAAAGUUACGCUGAUAUCCAUCUGGCUGUCCAUUUCUCAGCUUGACAAGGCCUACCCACACAGAAAUAGCACCUGGUUAGCUAAGGCCAGGAUUCGACAGAAAAGACGCUAAAAGCUAAUGUUAGCUUGUCACUUGGAAAUACGGGGCCAUCUUUUGUCGACUUGGAUUUUUUGAGAGAAAUGUAUCAUUUUUGAAAAGGACAGUCAAGUGACUUUGGAGUUUGCCUGCUCUUGUUUGGAGCUCGGGAGCUACAGUUAUUUAAGGAAUACCGCUUGCUAUCAGUGCUAGCUAACGUGCCAACCUUGUUAACCCGAAACGCCCGAUUUCGCUGCAGACUUGGACUUCAGUCGCUUGACCAGAGUGCUUUGCAUAUUUGGGACUUAGUGUGGUAAAUAAAUUAAUACUCGUUUAAGAAUAAUGACAGCUGUUAGCUAGUAGCUGCUCGUUUGGCUGUAGUACUGUGUGUCAAGCGGCUGCGUUAGCACAGUGUAGCACAACUCAAUCAACGACUUCAGAAGUAAACUCAUUCCUAGUCCAGGGACAUCACCGACGGCCUGCCACCAUGGGCAACACGCCCACCGCAAAGAAGGGCAAUGAAGUGGAGAGUGUGAAGGAGUUUCUUGCCAAAGCCAAAGAAGAUUUCCUGAAAAAAUGGGAGAAUCCAGCACAGCAAACUGCAGCAUUGGAUCAUUUUGAGCGUUUGAAGACUUUGGGCACCGGUUCUUUUGGCCGAGUCAUGUUGGUGAAACACAAAGAAACGGGCCAGCAUUUUGCUAUGAAAAUUCUUGACAAACAGAAGGUAGUGAAGCUGAAGCAGAUAGAACACACAUUGAAUGAGAAACGUAUCCUGCAAGCAGUCAGCUUUCCUUUUCUGGUGCAGCUGGAACACUCUUUUAAGGAUACCAGUAAUCUGUAUAUGGUGAUGGAGUAUGUGCCUGGGGGAGAGAUGUUUUCCCACCUGAGGAGGAUCGGUAGAUUCAGUGAACCACACGCCCGCUUCUACGCUGCCCAGAUUGUACUGACCUUUGAAUACCUGCACUCACUGGACCUAAUCUACAGAGAUCUAAAGCCAGAGAACCUGCUCAUUGACCAGCAGGGUUACAUACAGGUCACAGAUUUUGGAUUUGCAAAAAGGGUGAAAGGCCGAACCUGGACACUCUGUGGCACUCCAGAGUACCUGGCGCCAGAGAUCAUCCUCAGUAAAGGCUACAAUAAAGCAGUGGACUGGUGGGCUCUGGGAGUUCUGAUAUACGAGAUGGCUGCUGGGUACCCUCCCUUCUUCGCAGACCAACCCAUCCAGAUUUAUGAAAAGAUUGUAUCGGGGAAGGUCCGCUUUCCCUCACACUUCAGCUCAGACCUGAAGGAUCUCUUGAGAAAUUUGCUGCAAGUGGACCUGACGAAGCGUUUUGGCAACCUCAGGAAUGGAGUCAAUGAUAUCAAGGGUCACAAAUGGUUUGCCACUACUGAUUGGAUUGCCAUCUACCAGAGGAAGGUGGAAGCUCCCUUUAUUCCCAAGUGCAAAGGCCCCGGAGACACAAGCAACUUUGAUGACUACGAGGAAGAGGAAAUCCGAGUCUCCUUCUCAGAGAAGUGUGCAAAGGAGUUUGCAGAGUUCUAAAUUCGAACCACGAGUAGCACACAGAGGGAGCGACCGCGAUUUAGAUACUAUAGGGGAUCUGACUUCAUGAAGCACUAGGGUGGACUUAAAACGUGCUCUUUUGUGAUGAGGAAAACAAUGUAAAAUUCCCCCCACUCCCAAAUGAAAAGGUAGGCAAAGUGACAAAAGGUCCACAGCACCAGCAGUGUUGCCUUCUAUGAUUGUUUCUCAAAGGUUUCCUGUUCUUUUUUUUCUUUAACCCCUCUUGUGCUUCUGACAGGGGCUCAACAAACAGCCACAUGUUGUGGCUGUUCAGCUAGAAUUCUGACGACUUCAUGACACAUUUUUAGUUUCUGAAGGUUGAGUCCAGGUUUAUUUCUGCAAAGGUACUUAAUCUGUUCGGCGCAUUUUUAUUUUUAUCUUUAUUUUUGGCUGGGUUCACUCGACGAGCUUUUUCUGGUGAUUGUGGAGUGCUUGCUGUAUCCCGUCCGCCUAGUAACCCGUUCAUCUCCACCCCAAAUCUGUCCAAGCAAUACCAAGUCCAACAGAUGUGCCUAUCACAAUGCCAACUGGUUGGAAAAAGGUGUCAAACGCGUCGAGUUUUUGGCUGUCGUGGCAUCGGCUCAUGUGGCCGCUUGGUUGAGAACAGUCUGCCUUUGUCUGCUUAUCAGGGUGCAGUCGUCGGGUGGCCGAUGCCCUCUGCUGGCUGAGUCCCAAGCAGUGGCGACGAAAACGAUUUAUCAUCUUUGUCUUGCUCCUCUGGGGACCUAUGGGACGUUAACAGGCGGUCUGCAUUGAAAAACUUUCUCUUAGCUGAAUUUAUUAGAGCAUUUUAAAAAUCCUGUUGGUGAUCAUUUUGUCCUUUUUUAUGUCAAUCUCUGUGCUUGUAUGUUAUUUAGUGGUCAUGGGUGGGUUUAUAAGCUGUGGUUUUGCAGCUGCUAACAUAGUGGUCACACUCCGGACUUCUUUAUUUAAUUCAUAGUACAUUUAUACAUGUGUGUAUAUAUAUAUAUAUACAUGUGUGUGUAUAUAUAUAUAUAUAUAUGUGUGUGUAUAUAUAUAUAUAUAUGUGUAUAUAUAUAUAUAUAUAUAUAUAGAGGACAUGAAUUUUCCAUCUUUUUCAAGAUUCUCAUAGCUGUGAAAUUGACUUAAUAUUUCAUAAACUGAUAAACAAAUUCUGCCAAAUUUGCAGGCUGAAAACACUGCAGUUGUUUGUAUGUGAUUAAGAUGGAGGGGGCUUUUAAUACACGAAGCAGUAGCAAAACACGUGCAUGUUAUUUUUGUACUUUAAUCACCAUUGAGGACCGAUGGCAGAGCAUUGUGCCUGACCUGAGCUGAGGUACUUGAGGAUGAGGCCAAAAUCCUCAAGUGAACACGGAAGGAGGCCCAAUUAUGGUUGAUCCAGAUUUGUCCAUUCUUCACCUUGUUGGGCAAAAAAACAAAAAAAAUGAAAUGGUUCUAGAAGUUUUCUGACCUUGACAGUGUUCUCCCUGUUUUUUAAUUUUUGCUUAUUUCAAGUGAAAGCAAAUUCUGGGAGUUUGGGGGGGGGGGGUCCAUUUUUUCUGCUUUUUGUGCAACAUACUUUAAAAAAAAAAAAAAAAAAAAAAAAGUCUAAAAUUGUGGUCUAUUUCUCCAACUGAUUUUCUGUGGGCACAAGACAAUCGCAGACCAGGUCUUAUUGCUGGUUUGCUGACAAAAACGUAUUGGUCUGGUUUAAAGAAUAAAAGCUUUCACCUUCCAACCUUCAAACGGCCCUAGGUGCUAGACUUUGUCCACCUCACUGAAAAGCUUUUGUGAAUUGUUUGAUGUGCAUCGAUCUUUUUGUCGGCGUCUCGUAACAUUACAUUUGAAGAAUGUUUUUGACUCAAAGAUUUCAGUUGGCUCCAGUAAUUAUUUUUUGGCAGUGUCUUAACGUAGUUCUGAUCAAACACGAGAUAGAUUUUUGAAUGUCUUGAAAUGCAGAUGUGUUUCCUUUGUGUUACAAAUGUUUCUUUAGUGGGUUUGGUUUUCCUCGCAUGUUAAAGCAGAGCAGUGGCUCCCGUUUGACCCGAGACCGCUUCCAGACGUUUGCAGAUCCGACGGCGUCUCUGCUGUUUACCAACUUGAAUCGAUAUGAGCUUCACACUGGAACGGUGCAGCGGAUCACCAACCAACUCAUGGUGUCUGAGAUAAUGAAGCACAUGUCACACCUUUAGGGUAUGGACUCUUUCAUUCAUGUGUGAGGAUUCUUUCAAAGGUAACCUACUUUGCAAAAGAGCACAUGUGACAACUUUUCACGUUUGUUCUCACAUAAAUCACUGGGUGGGUAGAAGGCAGCCCCGCUUGAUCCACUGAAACAUCCCGCCGCUCUCUGUUUCUCUGAUUCACGUACAAACCCGACGUCGGUCUGAUAAAAGUUUGUUUCCAUCAUCGUUUACAGUAUGAACCGCUUUCUGCAACAGAGUUUGUCUCCUGUCUGCCUUCUACGGCAUUUCCACACACUUUAUUCAAUCAUAACACUUUUUACAUCUCGAGAUGUUUUGCGUUCAUGUUUUCUAUUUGUAUUUUCAAAAAAUAAAAAUAAAAAAUAGAAAAAGGCAAAAACAGAACAUUAACCUUUUUUUUCCCCUCAUGACCUGGGUACAGUGCUUGUGUAGUCUAUUGUACCUUUUGGGAAACAAUAUUGUAAAUCCUUGCCUUCAACAGUCUUAACUAUCUUACCCACUGGAGAACUUGACAGAUACCCUUAGAACACAAUGAUUAUGUAUAAAAAAUAUAAACAAAAUAAUAUUUUGCAAAAUGUAUCAUUCCAAUAAAGUUUUACUUGUUAAGACUGA